Molecule: messenger RNA, 3333 nt
Organism: Austrofundulus limnaeus
Lineage: Eukaryota; Metazoa; Chordata; Actinopteri; Cyprinodontiformes; Rivulidae
Gene: bco1l
Product: beta-carotene oxygenase 1, like
Exons: 11
Coding region: 755-2446 (563 amino acids)
Biological process (GO): retinal metabolic process; carotene catabolic process
Molecular function (GO): carotenoid dioxygenase activity; beta-carotene 15,15'-dioxygenase activity
Source: RefSeq, a predicted model, not a curated record
ACCCUGAAAGUAAUUUAAUUAAAUCUGUUUCUAUAAAUUUGUCUUUUCUAAUUGACAAAACAAAAGAUCAGCUAAGAUGUCAAUAUGAUUAAAUAUAUUUUUUAUUAUGUAAUUCUUUUGUAAAUUUGUUUUUAUUUUUCCCCUGGGGGGGUGGGGUAAGGGAUGCACAAGUUUAAAGAUUCAGUACUGCCUGACAUGUUUAUACAAAAUACAGCAGUCCAUUAAUUAUCAUGCACUGAUGAAAAAUGAAAUGUUUUUAUUAAAAUCUCAGGUAGUAGUCAUUGUACAUACACCAGAAGCUGAUUCAAUUUUGGAGCCAAUCCAGUUCAUAUGAUCACCGCAGUUAACUGAUCUUAAAAAACAAAAAUGCCAAUGCUGAGAAUCAUUCACAAAACACCCUCAGUGCUAAUCGAUCUUGCUAGAGCUUGAGGCCAGUGGUAUCAUUUUACAACAGGGAGUUUCUUAUCUCUUAUUUAGAUAAGCGAUAACAAAAAGAGUGUUGGAACAUUUAUCAUUUUCAUGAUAACAUUCAAGUUCAAAGAUUCUUUCAGCAAAUUAUAUUUCCCCUUCAAGCUAAAAUCACCUAAAAUGGUUUAAUUCAUAAUCCUAAACUCUAAGAAAACUAAACUAAAAUCCUGCUGUUCCAGUAACAUGUUCUGUCCUUGUUUUGGAUGGGUUUUAUUGUGGACAGCAUGAAGCAGAGUCUUUUAUUGUGAAAAGCUGCUCAGAGUCCACAGCUGCACUCUUGCAUAACAUGAAAUUAUUUAUGCCUGAAGUGGAUCACGUAAAAGACGGCUGCACGAAACAAGCUGCAUUCAAGUUUGCUCUGGUUUUCCCUAUUGCAGCUGUGCACAACAGAAAAGAAGUAAAUAUGCAGAAGAUUAUUACAAAGAAUGGAUCAGAAACUCUUGAACCUGUGAAAGCUCAAGUGAAAGGAUUACUCCCUUCCUGGCUACAGGGCACUCUACUGAGAAAUGGACCCGGCCUUUUCUCUGUGGGCAACUCUGAAUUCAACCACUGGUUUGACGGCUUGUCGCUCCUCCACAGUUUCACCUUCAGCAAUGGUGAGGUGACCUACAGAAGCAAAUAUCUGAAAAGUGACACAUAUAGGAGAAACAUCAAGGCAGACAAGAUCGUCGUCUCAGAAUUUGGGACCAUGAUUUACCCAGAUCCCUGCAAAAACAUCUUCUCCAGGGCAAUGACACACUUUCGCAACGUCAUCUCUGACUUUACAGACAACAACUUGAUCAACAUAAUCCGCUAUGGUCAGGACUACUACGCCUCCUCUGAGGUGAACUACAUCAACCAGAUUGACCCGGAUACUUUGGAAACUGUUGGCAGGGCAAACUACAGGAACCACAUCGCUCUGAACUUAGCAACAGCCCACCCUCACUAUGAUAAAGAGGGCAACACCUAUAACAUGGGUACUGCUAUCAUUGGUCUUGGGCGGCCAAAAUAUGUCAUCUUCAAAGUCCCAGCAGACGCCUCAGAUAAAGAACACAAAAAGCUGGCUCUGAGGAAAGUACAGCAGGUCUGUUCGAUUCCUUUUCGGUCCACUAUGUUCCCAAGCUACUUCCACAGCUUUGGGAUGACCGAGAACUACAUUGUGUUUGUGGAGCAGCCCUUCAAACUGGACAUUGUCAAACUCGCAACCGCCUAUUUUAGAGGAAUCAACUGGGGGAAGUGCCUCAAAUUUGAUGAGAACGACAAUACUUAUUUCCACAUCAUCAACAAAAAUACAGGAAAAGCUGUGUCCACUCGUUUCUAUGGAGAUGCUUUGGUGAUUUUCCACCACAUCAACGCCUAUGAGGAAGAUGGACAUGUGGUUUUCGACAUCAUUGCCUACAAGGAUAGUAAUCUGUACGACAUGUUCUACCUCCACAACAUAAGACAAGAAACCAAAAGCUUCAUUGAGAAAAACAAGUUGUUCUCCCCACCAGUUUGCCAGAGAUUUGUUUUGCCACUUAAUAUCCAGAAGGAAUCCCCCAAAGGAACUAAUCUUGUGACAUUAGCGGACACCACAGCUCAGGCAUUGAUGCAGGAGGAUGGGUCCAUCUACUGUCAGCCAGACAUACUUUUUGAAGGUUUGGAGUUGCCAGGGAUUAAUUACAACUUCAACACCAGGAAGUACAGAUACUUCUACGGCUCCAGGUUGGAGUGGUCUCCCCACCCCAACAAGAUCGCCAAAGUAGACAUCAACACCAAGACUCACAUUGAGUGGCAUCAAGAGAACUGCUACCCUUCAGAGCCGGUGUUUGUUGCAUCUCCAGGAGCAGAGGAGGAAGAUGAUGGAGUCAUCCUGUCAUCCAUCAUUUCUUCAGAAACCGACAUUUCUCCCUUCCUGCUUGUCCUCAAUGCCAAAACCUUUGAGGAGAUCGCCCGGGCCUCCAUUCCUGCCCCGGUCCACAUAGACCUUCAUGGACUUUUCAUCCCUGCAGCCGACUGACUACAUCCUCUGGAGACAUUUUUCAACAUACAGCCUUGUCUUCACAUUUCUGAAAAUGUGCCUUUAUUCACAAGACACAAAGAAGUGACAGCAUCCUUAACUUAAAUUUUUAUAUUAUUUAAAAAAAAACACAAAUAGUGGUCUAGGGAGAGAAAAUUAAGCUAAAUUUGGAUGAAAUAUUCAUGUCGAAUGAGCAACAUCAAUAAUAAGAGCCUGUUUUGCUACUUUUGUGACUGAAAUGGCCUUCAGAAGACAAAUUCUGAAUGCAAGAAGAAUAUUUGGAAGAGUCAAGUUGAAGCUUUCAGACCAAGAACCCCGAACCAAGUGACAUUUUAAAAUCUUCUGACAGUCACUAUGCUAUGAUGCUGGCAUAUGAUCGAUGGAUGAGGAUUACCAUACAGUUCUUCACGUCACCUUAAAUCAGCAGCUAUGUGAAUGAAACCUGGACACAUUCGAGUGUUCAAACAGAACCAUUAACCCAAACACACAUUACAACAGCUUUCUGAUAGGAUAAAUUAGGAUAGCAUUAAGCUUGUUGGAUGCUGUUCUCAAAGUUUUACCUCAACCUGAUUGAAAUCAUGUGAGCUGUAACCCUGCAUGGAAAAACAAGUAAAGGAAAUGGAUGAAUCAUAGUUAAGAAACAGGUCCAUGCAGGAAACCAACCAAUCUAAUUGAACUCUACUAAUUAUUCCAAGAAGAACGGUGCUCAAAUCUAUAGCCACAAUUCUGCCAGAAGAUUGUUAAUGAAGACAUAUGUGGUUCAGGUGCAACUUGUCAAAAGACAUUUAACCAAAUAUUAUUGAAUGCAUGGAUACAUUUUGACCCUGUAUGUAUGUAUAAUUAAGACCGUAUGGGUUUGAAAAAAAAAAUAAAUAAAUAAAUUCGAA